Benincasa hispida (wax gourd) is the source of this 1544-nucleotide messenger RNA. It is a transcript of the gene PLSP1, whose product is annotated as plastidic type i signal peptidase 1. Gene Ontology annotation, biological process: thylakoid membrane organization. Lineage: Eukaryota; Viridiplantae; Streptophyta; Magnoliopsida; Cucurbitales; Cucurbitaceae. The record is from RefSeq and is a predicted model, not a curated record. Gene Ontology annotation, molecular function: serine-type endopeptidase activity. Gene Ontology annotation, cellular component: chloroplast thylakoid membrane.
AUAGAAAGACCAUGGUUUGACCAUGUUUAGAAAUUGCAAUAUAUUCACAUCUAAUCCAAAUAGACUUCCAGCUUUGUUGUCGUCUCCUUUCAUCCUCUGUAGAAAAGUAUCCGCUCCAUCUGCAAAGAACACCCCCAAUUACAAACCCAGCAGCUCGAAAUCCUUUACAGAGCUGCCGCACUUCUGCCACAGAGGAUGCUCUCUCUUCAUCUCCUCUCUUCAGUACCAUCUUUCGACAACACUUCUCUACAACGUACGCGCCUCUCAAAACCCAAUAACCCUUCUAAUUUCCCAAUUCUCAAUCUCCAUUCAAUCGCCAUUUCUCCAAAAUUCGUACAUAUCCACAUCGCCAAUCGCUCUAUUUUCCCUUUUGUAACACGCAGCAAAUUGUCGAUUCAAUCCGGAAGCAGUAGUUUUCUAGCCUUUAAGCCUCCAAGCGAUGGAACCCACCUGAAGAGGGGUUGCUGCAGUGCUGUUAAUGACUCUGACGAAAAGACUAGGUCGGUUGUAGAUAACGGUGGCGGCGGCGGUGGAGGUGGAGGUGGAGGUGGCGAUGAACGUGAGGAUAAUGGGAAGGUGGAGAAUCAAAAGGAUUCUUCUGGGUUUCUGCCAGAAUGGUUAAAUUUGACUUCGGAUGACGCCAAAACAGUCUUUGCAGCUAUAGCAAUAUCUCUUGCCUUCAGAACAUUUAUUGCAGAACCGAGGUACAUUCCCUCGCUAUCAAUGUAUCCUACAUUUGAUGUUGGGGAUCGACUUGUAGCAGAGAAGGUCACAUACUAUUUUAGAAAGCCUUGUGCUAAUGAUAUAGUGAUAUUCAAAAGCCCACCAGUGCUUCAGGAAGUAGGAUAUACUGAUGAAGAUGUCUUCAUUAAAAGAGUUGUUGCUAAACAAGGUGAUACUGUGGAGGUUCGGAAUGGAAAACUUAUCGUUAAUGGGGUUGAGAGAAACGAAAAAUUUAUCUUGGAACCACCAUCAUAUGAUAUGACUCCAAUUCAAGUGCCCGAAAACAUGGUCUUUGUGAUGGGUGAUAAUCGCAAUAACAGCUAUGAUUCUCAUGUGUGGGGUCCUCUACCUGCCAAAAAUAUAAUUGGAAGAUCACUAUUCCGCUAUUGGCCUCCAAACAGAAUCGGUGGAACAGUUUCUGAGCCAAGCUGUGCUAUUGAUAAGCAAGAGGGCAUUCCUUCCACACCAGAAAUUUCCAGCCUACAGACCACAAAUUCUCAACCAUGAUGGUUUCAGUCAUGUUCCUGUAAGUUCAGUUCGUCCCUCUGCAAAUGGCUUUACCAUCGCCAUUUGUUUCCCUGUAAUUUGAAAGCUCUUUUUAUUUUUGGUUUGAGGAACUGGCCAUUUUGUGUAAGGCCCUAGUUAUUGUUGGUCUUAGUUUUUGUGCAAGUUUUAUUAGAUGACUCUACACCAUCAAUAUCUGUAAUUUGAAUAGUCUCAUCUCUCUUCUGCCUCAACCACAGUCGAGAGAUCUGAAGAAGUGACAUCGCCAUUCUUAGUGAAUCCAAUUGAUCAAUACAAGUUAGUUGAUGGUAUAGAAA